Messenger RNA from Rattus norvegicus (Norway rat), 1043 nucleotides. Lineage: Eukaryota; Metazoa; Chordata; Mammalia; Rodentia; Muridae. The record is from RefSeq and is a predicted model, not a curated record.
GGCCGCUCGCUCGGCGUUCGGGUCCGCGGCCGCUGCGGCGCCGGGCAUUUCUCCGCAGCUCGGCUCGCGGCCGCGCCCGCCGCCGCCCGGCCCCGCGCCCAUGCAGGCCAUCAAGUGCGUGGUGGUUGGCGAUGGAGCCGUGGGGAAGACUUGCCUGCUGAUCAGCUACACGACCAACGCCUUCCCAGGAGAAUAUAUCCCCACAGUUUUCGACAACUACUCAGCCAACGUGAUGGUGGAUGGGAAGCCGGUCAACCUGGGGCUAUGGGACACUGCUGGCCAGGAAGACUACGAUAGGCUUCGGCCACUCUCCUAUCCUCAAACUGACGUCUUCCUGAUCUGCUUCUCCCUGGUGAGCCCGGCGUCCUUUGAGAACGUCCGUGCCAAGUGGUACCCAGAGGUGCGGCACCACUGCCCACACACACCCAUCCUUCUGGUGGGCACCAAGCUGGACCUCCGUGAUGACAAGGACACAAUUGAACGGCUGCGGGACAAGAAGCUGGCACCUAUCACCUACCCCCAAGGUCUGGCCAUGGCCCGAGAGAUCGGUGAGUUCUGUCAAGUACCUGGAGUGCUCAGCCCUGACCCAGAGAGGUCUGAAGACAGUGUUCGACGAGGCCAUCCGGGCUGUGCUCUGCCCACCUCCAGUGAAAAAGCCAGGCAAGAAGUGCACUGUGUUCUAGAGCCUUGUCCGGCCGGCCUGGCUGCAGAGCGCUGGCUCAAGUGUGCCCUUCUGUUGAGCUGUCUGAUGUCCCUGAGUCUGCCGUGGGAAGUGGUGUGGGUGGGAGAAGCAUGGGGACAAGGCUGGGGUGAUGGGGUCCUGUCCCCUAUUCCUCCUUUUUCUGGGAUAUAGCCCCAGCCUUCCCUGGUCCCUAUGGGAGGCCAGGAGGGAGCGGGGUCUCCCUCAGGGUUUCAGGGGUGGGUCCAGGGCAGCCCCAGGAUGGGCUUCCCUGGGGGGAAGGGUGGGGGUGGUUUUGUUCAUCCAUCGUGUCCCAGGAAAGGGCGGCCCCUUCUUAUUUUAUACAAUAAACAUUCACCACCUC